UCUUAUUUCUGCUCCGAUCGAGAGAGACGCGCAGCUCGAGUUCAGAAUAUCAUCGACGCGGAGUCUGAUUCAGACACACUGAAGAUUAUUAAAACACCAACGUUUCGUUUUAAAGCAACGUUUCCCUUUCCUUUGUUCAAAGUCACACGUCUCACCGACGGGAAUCACCGGACGCGGCAGCGGAGCACGAGCGACAUACCGGCAAACAAAGAACCCCUUCUGUGCGAGAGACCAGCCCUCAACACCCGUUAGUUAUGAGUCAUGUGGCCGUCGAGAAUGUGCACGGUCUGGAUCCGCAGCUCGCUGCUCUAGACCUGAACUCGGAUCUUCAGGGAGUCCCUGGAAGGCGCUACAUUCCUCCUCAUUUAAGGAACAAAGAAGCUUCCAAAAGCGAUUCUCCCGGAGGAUGGGAUAACGGACGUAGUAAUGGCUUCGUAAACGGCUUCCAUGAAGGCCGAGACAACCGUAUGAAUGGAGGCAGCAGUUUCGGUGGCCGUGGCUCCAUGCGCAGCGACCGCGGAGGAAGAGGAGGCUUCAGAGGAUUUGGUUACGACAACAAGGAUGCCGGCGGGUGGAACGCCCCAAAAGACACGGCCUACAACAGCUUCGGCGGCCGCUCUGACCGCGGGAAGUCCUCUUUCUUCAGUGACCGCGGGUCUUCAUCCAGGGGCCGUUACGAGCGAGGAGGUUUUGGCGGCAGUGGGAACAACCGAUGGACUGAUGACUCGAGGGACAAUGAAGAUUGGUCCAAACCCUUGCCUCCCAGUGAGCGUGUGGAACAUGAACUCUUCUCUGGAGGCAACACCGGGAUUAACUUUGAGAAAUACGAUGACAUUCCUGUUGAAGCCACAGGACAGAACUGUCCACCACACAUUGAGAGUUUCCAUGAUGUAGAUAUGGGAGAGAUCAUUAUGGGUAAUAUAACCCUGAGCCGGUACACACGGCCCACUCCUGUCCAGAAGUACGCUAUUCCCAUCAUCAAGACGAAGAGAGACCUGAUGGCAUGCGCUCAGACAGGUUCUGGUAAGACUGCAGCCUUCCUGUUGCCAGUCCUGAGCCAGAUAUUCACUGAAGGACCAGGAGAGGCGCUGCAGGCUAUGAAGAACAGCGCACAGGAAAAUGGGAAAUAUGGCCGCCGUAAGCAGUAUCCCAUUUCACUGGUUUUAGCCCCCACAAGGGAGCUGGCUCUCCAGAUCUACGAAGAGGCCAGGAAGGUUGCGUACCGCUCUCAUGUGCGUCCCUGUGUGGUGUACGGAGGCGCUGAUAUCGGUCAGCAGAUCCGUGAUCUGGAGAGAGGCUGUCAUCUGCUGGUGGCCACUCCUGGGCGUCUGGUGGACAUGAUGGAGCGGGGCAAGAUCGGCCUGGACUACUGCAAUUAUUUGGUGCUGGAUGAAGCAGACAGGAUGUUGGACAUGGGCUUCGAGCCACAGAUUCGGCGUAUCGUGGAGCAGGACACCAUGCCGCCCAAAGGGCUUCGUCAAACCAUGAUGUUCAGUGCCACCUUCCCCAAGGAGAUCCAGAUCUUGGCUCGUGACUUCCUGGAGGAAUACAUCUUCCUGGCUGUGGGCAGGGUUGGGUCCACCUCGGAGAAUAUCACCCAGAAGGUGGUGUGGGUUGAAGAAAAUGACAAGAGGUCCUUCCUGCUGGACUUGCUCAAUGCCACAGUCAUUCCGAAUGAGGUUCAGGACAGUACGGCGGAGAGCGUAGAAAAACCUGGAAAAGAAUCUUUGACCUUGGUGUUUGUUGAAACUAAGAAGGGAGCGGACGCUCUGGAGGACUUCCUGUACCGUGAAGGCUACUCCUGCACCAGUAUCCAUGGCGACCGAUCCCAGAGGGACCGUGAGGAAGCGCUCCAUCAGUUCCGCUCCGGGAGAUGCCCCAUCUUAGUAGCCACGGCUGUGGCUGCUCGUGGUCUGGACAUCUCCAAUGUAAAACACGUCAUUAACUUUGACCUGCCUAGUGACAUCGAGGAGUACGUCCACCGCAUCGGGCGUACCGGUCGUGUGGGAAACCUGGGUCUUGCCACAUCGUUCUUCAAUGAUAAGAAUGGCAACAUCACCAAGGAUCUGCUGGACAUCUUGGUGGAGGCCAAACAGGAAGUGCCAUCUUGGCUGGAGAGCCUGGCCUAUGAGCACCAGCACAAGAGCAGCAGCCGCGGGGGGCGCUCCAAGAGGUUUUCUGGUGGUUUUGGUGCCAGAGACUACCGUCAGACCAGCAGCAGCACCAGCGGCGGAGGCUUCGGGAACCGAGGCGCACGCAACACCGGCGGUCACGGAGGAAACCGUGGAUUUGGCGGCGGAGGUAAGGAUCGCCUUCACUCCAGAGCACCCUCCAUUUAGUUGCAUGACCGCUUAGUUCUUGAGUGCCCAUCACUCACCUGGUGUUUCUGGUCCUCAGGUGGCUUUGGGAACUUCUACAGCAGUGAUGGCUACGGAGGAAACUAUUCCCAGGUGGACUGGUGGGGAAACUAAGACUCCUCCACCUCUUCACUCCUAACAAUGACCAUGGAUCACCAUGCCAAACUCACUGAAUGGAAACCACAUGUACCAUAGCCAGACUAUAUACCCUGUGUAGCUUUGAAGAACUUUGCAGUACAUUACCAGCUGUGAUUCUCUGACCACAUCUGGAGAAGCUUGACCUCCGUGGGACUCGGAUGCUGGGAUAUCUGGAGGUUCGACUGUAGCAGGAAGCAGUCUCAUGAUGUGCUCGACCGUACUGAAGGGGGAACGGAGGCUGAAGUUUGCUUUAGAUUCUUGGACUCUAGUUUUCCACUACAUUUCAUUUGUUUGUACUAAAUGAGAAUCAUUUGUUAAUGUACUGUUCCUUUUAAAUUUAGACUCGCUGUGUUUUGUUUGUUUUCCUGUUCUUUUUAAAUGUCUGGCUGGUAAUUGUUUUCCCCUUUUUUUUUUUUCUUUUUUUUUCCUGUUUUCUUCCCCCUCGAAAGAUUUGUAUGUAUGGUAUAACAAAAUAAGCUUGGAUGUAAUCAAACCUUGGCAAGUCUGGGAUGGUCUGUCACAACCUCAUUUUGAACUGAAAUUUUCAGCGGGGUCACCAGCGCUGGUGUCGCAGGGGCCUGACCCCCUCGAUUGGCUGCAGUUCUCUUGUGUGGUAUUACAAGGGAGUGAAAAAUAUUGAAUGUUGGAAGGAAAAGCUUUCGCUCACUCUAUCCUGGAGAGGUAUCUAUUAUAGAGAUGGUAGUCUUCUGAGAAAGAAACCAAGCCAUUCCAGUAUAUUCUCUUAAAUUUAAUUGUGACGAACCACGUCUGCCUCCCGCCGCUUCGCUUCAUAACCACACCACCGAGGCAGCUAGUUCAGUACCACAUGCUAGCCGUUUAGUGGUGUUGGAUUAAAAAAGUUUUUUCUUGAACUGUUAUGGGUGUAGCAAUUGGAUUCGUCUCUUUCUUCCUUCGAAAACCGUUAUUGAAGUAGAUUAACGGUGGGCUCGUGGCAGUGAAGCGUUCUAAUGGCUGCUCUAGAACCGUGAGGUCCGAGCAGACGGCACACAAAGCCCAGCCCGUCUCUGAAGAAUCCGCAUGCUAGUGUUCUUGUUUUUUGGUCAAGGAGAUUUUCGAACCGAUUUCUGCCGCAGGCUUUUACGUUCGUUACAAAUAACAUUUGUUCACUUUUUUUUUUUUUUUUUUUUUUUUUUUUCUCUUUUUCAAGCUGCGUUGAAUUCCGAAAGACAUCCUCGGCUUUACUCUUGAGACACGGCUCGCUCGUGACCCCCGGAUCUUCGAGAGGACUGGGGUCAGCAGAAUUCGGUGUACACCACGGGAACCGCACCAAACCAGCUGCAGGGGUGUGGUUUGGUCUAAAACAGACUCUUAUUGGUUGGUUUGUAGUGGAGGAGGUUUCCAUGGCAUCCUGGCCAAAGACAGGGUUCUUUCAAACUCCCGCGCGCCCUUAAUAGUGCACUACUGAUGAGGGCGAGUGGGAUGCGUUUAACUGAAGUGCAAUAGAUUUACUCUCAAGCGUGUUGUGCCUUUUGACAUGAAUUUGGAAAAGGUGACCUGAAGCAGAUGCGUGGACAGUAUUGAGGUGACUUGAGAGCAGUGGUGCUACUUAAGCCCAUCCAGUUUUACAAAAGUUGUUUUAUUGCACAUCUAGGGUUUUAUAUAAGUGUCUUGAGUGCGUGUCCUUAAGCUUCCCAAUAUUGUGUGUGAAGAUUGUGAAAACGCAGCUUGUUUACAAAAGGGGAAUGGUUCUCCAAUCGUUAACCAGGAUUGAUUUGGGACCAGCAGUGGGGAAUUUAGCUAUUUGCACAGAUUACUAGAUUCUACUUUUGCUGCUAGUUUGUGUAAUUUAUUAAGCAUUUUUGAGAAAUAUUUAUUUUUAUAAGCCUAAAAGUGAUAGUUUCAAGUAACUUGACCAAAAGACAGUACAAAAACACUGGCACUUGAAUGUUGAAUGUCACCCGUAUGCGUGAAACUUAUAUUUUUCGGGGUAGUGUGAGCUUUUUAAUGUUUAAGGUCAUUUUGGACUGAAAAUUUACUGUAAUUGUGUACACAAUACAAUGUGUAUACAAUACAAAUACAACUGUAAUCUGUAAUUGGAAUCUGACUAAAUGUUUCAAUCCGAUCAAUCAAACUCUGAAUUGGAAGCCGAAAUUUAAAUUAAUAAACAUGCCAAGGUUUGGAAAAAGUUACAGUAAUAUUUUUGUAAAUGUGUAUCAGUGCAAAGUGUUCAGAUUAUCCAAUGCUCUUUUUGGUUUGUUUUUGUUUUCCCAAUAUUUAUUUUUUAUUUGAACCCCCGGUGAAUGUCUGGCACACGGCAAUCUUAAGUAACAAAAACAUGUGGUUAUUCUCUAUUGUUGCGUUUGCAUAUUUGGGCUCUGGUGUUGGUGUUCUCUGACAGGUUUGGCUGAAGAUUCAGUCUUAAUUACAGAAGCAGUUAUGGGUGAAGUGUUUAAAGCAUGCAAUGAAAGGCUUUUAAUUGACCAAAUCGUGAAAGAACAUCACCGGAGCCCUUAGAGUUAGAAGUAUUUGCUUUAUGUACUAGUUUAGAGGCUGUGCACUGCACGAUAAAUAAAAUGUGUGUUUAUUGUAUUUUACCACAUUAAAGUUGGAAAUUGCAAAUACAGAAA
Carassius carassius (crucian carp) is the source of this 5083-nucleotide messenger RNA. Its product is annotated as putative ATP-dependent RNA helicase an3. The record is from RefSeq and is a predicted model, not a curated record. Gene Ontology annotation, molecular function: RNA binding; RNA helicase activity; ATP binding. The transcript is spliced from 18 exons. Gene Ontology annotation, biological process: gamete generation; cell differentiation. Gene Ontology annotation, cellular component: P granule; nucleus. NCBI's taxonomy places the organism in Eukaryota, Metazoa, Chordata, Actinopteri, Cypriniformes, Cyprinidae. Bases 255 to 2339 code for a protein of 694 amino acids.